This is a messenger RNA of Ictidomys tridecemlineatus (thirteen-lined ground squirrel), 3479 nucleotides long. It is a transcript of the gene Mrps10, whose product is annotated as mitochondrial ribosomal protein S10. NCBI's taxonomy places the organism in Eukaryota, Metazoa, Chordata, Mammalia, Rodentia, Sciuridae. The record is from RefSeq and is a predicted model, not a curated record. Gene Ontology annotation, cellular component: mitochondrial small ribosomal subunit; mitochondrion.
UCCUGUGGCGGAACACGAGGACGUACGCUCUCCUUUCAUCGAACUCUAUGGUCUUAGGACGCACCUGUGACCCCGGAAGCUCUUCUGGAAGUUCGGAGCAGCAAGAUGGCGGCGCGGACAGCGCUUGGCGCUCUGUGCCGGCACCUCUGGCAGGGCUUGGGGAAUUUGUCUGUAAACAGUUCUAAGAGCAAUACAGCAAAGAAUGGUGCCUUUCUUCUCAGUACCAGCAUGAAGUGGGUACAGUUCUCAAACCUUCACAUUGAUGUUCCAAAGGAUUUGACCAAACCUACUAUAACCAUUUCUGAUGAACCAGACACAUUAUAUAAACGUCUGUCGAUUUUAGUAAAAGGCCACGAUAAGGCCGUAUUGGACAGUUAUGAAUAUUUUGCGGUGCUUGCUGCUAAAGAACUUGGUAUCUCUAUUAAAGUACAUGAACCUCCAAGGAAAAUAGAGCGAUUUACUCUUCUCAAAUCAGUGCAUAUUUUCAAAAAACACAGAGUUCAGUAUGAAAUGAGAACACUUUACAGAUGUUUAGAGUUAGAGCAUCUAACUGGAUGCACAGCAGAUGUCUACUUGGAAUAUAUUCAGCGAAACUUACCUGAAGGAGUUGCCAUGGAAAUAACGAAGACACGGUUAGAACAAUUACCAGAUCACAUCAAGGAGCCAAUCUGGAAACAAGUACCAGAGGAAAAAGAAGAAAGCAAGUCAUGAAGCUUCAGGGAACCACUUUGGACUUGAAAGAAGAGUGGGCCAGAUAUGUGUGUUUGAGUGGAGAGUGCUUGCAGCUGAGGCAGUCUGGAGUUCUCCUCACUGCUCUGUUGAGUCCUCUUGCCCAGUUCAGUUGAAAACAGGGAAUGGAAACUUAAUGACAGGCUGAAAUGGAGUAAAAGACAUUUUGUUCUUUUUUAUUCAUGUCAUUGUUUCCGUUCCAGUUUUAAAAACUUGAGCAGCUAGCCAUGGUGGUGCACAUUUAUAAUCCCAGCUGCUUGGGAGGCUGAAGCUGAAGCAAGUUCAAAGCCAGCCUCAACAACUCAGUGAAAGCCUAUCUCAAAAUAAGAAAAGAGCUAGAAAUGUGAUUUGGUGAGAGAUUCCCCUGGGUUCAAUCCCAAGUACCACAAAAAAUAAAAAGUACAAGCGAACCACUUGGAUACUCUGGGCCAAGAGUCAAAUUUUAUAUUUUGUUCUGCUAUUGUUCUAUUAUUAGUUUCUACUGAUUUUAAUUUAUAGUAUUUCACAUAUUGGAAAAUGAGUGGUUUUUUUCACACACUUUUUUAAUUUUAAAUAUCCUCAAAAGAGAACCUUUGGUUAAUUUAACACUGAGCAGUUAAAGGUUUUAAUCUUUACUUUCGUACAGGCUAGCAUAUGCUGCCUUGGCGGUAAUGACCAACAAAUUGACCUUAUUUAAACAUUACAUUUUUGAAUGUGGAUAUACCUGCAGCAGAUGAAGCACAUUUAUGACACACACUAAACUCUCAUAACCCAAACACCUACAGGGUUGCUUCCAAGGUUCAUACAGUGGAGUUUAUGCUCUCAAGAAAUUACUAUGUGUGUCAUUUCAUUCAUCCUGUGAUUCAUUCAGUAAGCUUUUAUUUGUUAAACUUUGCACUCACUACUGUAGUAAAUACCAGUAAUUGAAUAGAAUUAAUGUCUUUUAAACAUUGAAGGCCCAGAUAAAUAUUUUUCCUUAAUAUCGUCCCCAGUAGGAAGCCCUUUUGGUAGUUUUCAUUUGCUUUAUUUGGAGAUGUCUACUUUUCCAUGAAAUUAAAACCCUGAAAGAUGCAAGAGUACAAUGGACUGAACAGUUGGUAUGGCAACCUCAGGAGGGUGCUUUGUUUCUUUUUUACAGCAGAAUCAGGUCUGUGUCUGUGGUUUCUUUCACAUCUUUGGGGUAAUUAUGACUUCUCAGUUUUUUUUUCCCUUUAAACUGAUCUGCUAUCAGGUAUCAGUGUUUUGAAUACAUCCUACUUAUGUGUCAGACUUACUUUAUUGUGAUUAACAUGAAAAGAACUAUAGCCUGUGCCCCAUGACCUCCUUAGCUCAGUUAUUGACUGUCAUUCACAAAUGUGUAAAGCAUACUCAUCCCAGGUAUAAGCCUCAGAAUUAACUAGUCAAUCAGACAGAAGCAAUAUGAUAAUGACUGCAUCUAGCAAAGCAGCAAUUUGUGACACACUUUUAUUUUAAAAGGCAGGUCUUUAAAAAUAAGUAUAGGUCCACAUGUAAGGUUUUUUUUUUUUUUUUGGCAUGUGUACACAUACACACUCACAUAUGCAAUGUAAAUCACUUAUAAUUGUGCUCACCUCCAACAAUGACUCUGAGAAAGGACUCCUUCAAAGGCUAUGUCUAUUUCUAGAUGUUUUCAUACUAAUUAUGCUGUAAACCAGGUUGCUUAUCCUAGCACUUCAACUUUUAUGUUAAACCCUUAUUUUAAGGAAAAUAUUCAAUUAACUACGGAUGUAGCAGAAAUUAGCAAUAUUUCUUUUGCAACAAAGUAUUUGGCAUAUUCAAAGUCUCUUUGGUAUAAACAAGGUAAUUUCUUAUCCUGAUAGGCUGAAGAAGAGAUUGGGGGGGGGGAGAUUUUUUUUUAAAUUUGGUCCUGAGUAAAAUGCAUAUUCUGAAAAUUAGAAGCAAUACCCGGGUCUCACUUUCCAUGGUUUCAUGAGAGAAGUGGAUCUGAUGGUAGAAUGAACCAGAAGGCAGGUAGAAAGUAAGAUUUAUUUUUCAUUAAGGUGUAGCCCUAAGUUCAUUAUUGCUUUCUCUCAUGUAAAGCAUAUCAAAUAUAAUUAUUUUCUGCUCUGUUCAAAGUUACAGAUAUAACUAUUAAACAAAACUAGUUCAGUGCCAAGUUUCAGUUUUUUCAAAAAGAAAUGAUACAUACUCAUAACAUUAAAUAUAUAAAACAGUUAUUUUAAAACCACUAGUCCCCUAACCUUUCUACUUGCCAACAAGCAUUCCUUUCCUGCGUUAAACUAAAUUUAUUUCACUAUUAUUGAGUAGCAGAGUAGAGAAAAUGUGGACUUUGGAGUCAAACAAGCCUAUCAGAUAAGAGUUCAGACUCACAAAACUGCUGUAAGCUCAGGCAAGGUACUUAGCCCUGUCAGAGCCUUAAUUUACUAAUUAGUAAAAUGUGAGAACUAGUAUCUACUUACCAAGAUUGGAGUAUUAAAUUAGAUAACUGAUAAUGCAUGUUGUGCAGUGCUGGGCAGAUAAUAGACAUUGGGUAAAUAAUCAUUGUUACUAGAUGCAGCACCACUGUGAUGAAGCCUUAGAUGUUCGUGUGCUGCCUUGUUGAAGAACCAGCUGGAAAGGCCCUUGGAUUGUCACCCAGGAAGGGACAGUACUUACCUUAGAGUAUGGCUGUGAAGUUUAGAUGGAAACAGUCACAUGCUUAUUAUAGACACCAUGUAUCAUGCUAAACUUCAUGUGGGCCAUCAUUUACUAUCUGAUAACUCAUUAGCAACCCAAUAAAGUCAUUCCUAUUA